Molecule: messenger RNA, 3634 nt
Organism: Rotaria socialis
Lineage: Eukaryota; Metazoa; Rotifera; Eurotatoria; Philodinida; Philodinidae
Source: the annotation of a GenBank genome assembly
CGGUAACUACAUGGUGGUUUCGUUAGAGCAUAUCGCGGUAAACCUAUAUUGCGGUAUGACAUACCGCGAUAAAAUGCGGUUUAUUUCGCACACCGCGGUCUCCAAAGAUAUAACCGCGCUCAUUAUCAAAAAACCGCGUCUAACAGCGGUAUCUACUUAAAUAUUUUUCCGUGGGUAUUGAAGGUAAAGAGCACUUCGACAUUAUGUUUAGACUGUUGAAGAGAAGGAAAUAUAAAGAAUAUCGUUGGAGUUUCUAUUCUUUUUACUUGAUGAACGGUAGUUAAUAACGGCAAGCAUGCAUGUUAAAGUUUAGAGAACUUGAAUGCUGCACUUGAAAGAAUCCAUACAACGAAAAUAAUCUCUCUGAUUGAUAAAUUCUACUAAAAAAAAUGACUCCAACAACUAAAAAUUCGGACUCUCUACAGAAUACAGAUCAUAACGAUCCAUUUUCACAUCACUUUAACUGUCACUGCCAAUUACUUCACUAAUGCCUUUUAAAGUUUCACUAAUGAGGAAUCUAUACUUUAUUAUGUGAUGAAACAAAUACUUAUUACAAAACAUCAACACUACUGACAGAAAAGUUUUACGUUCGACAGCGAACCAUUUUAUCGAAAAACAUCUUAUAAUAUCUAUCAGAGAAUCAUUACAUAGAAUAUGAAAAGUUUAUAUCAUAUAUCAAGUAUUAAAAUUUGUUCCUAAUAUUUAAAUAUUUUAGUAUAACACUAAAGUAAGUCAUUCAAUAUUUGUGAAAUGUUAUCGAUGAUCAUUGAUAUAUUUGUUUUCAUUAGAUAUUGUUGCGGUUCAUUUUCUUUUUAACAUAGACGCUCAAGAAUUUGAACUUAGUACGUCAGAACAUUAAAAAACAAGGCGCAAAAUAUCUGUAUUAUGCACUACGAAACAACAAAGUGACUAUCAGACCUAUUCACUACUGGAAGAAAUUUUAUUCAUUGUUACAUUAUAGACAAUUCGGCGUGUUCGACUAGAUUGCAAUGCCUUAGGUGAAGAAGGUGCACAGUUCAUUGGUGAAGUCUUAAGAAAAAAUAAGACACUGACUUGCAUUAGUCUAAGAGACAAUCAAAUCGGAGCUAAUGGAGCAUACUAUUUGAGUAAUGGAUUGAAAGGAAAUUCGACGAUUCGUAAUAUUGAUCUAGAAAAUAAUGGAAUCGGAGAGGAUGGUGCAAUUUGUAUAGCUGAAGUGAUCGCAUCUAUUAAGACACUUACUGGACUCAAUCUUGGGAAAAAUCAAAUUGGAAUCCGUGGAGCAGAAUAUUUGAGCAAUGUAUUACAACAAAAUAUGAUAGUCAGCCAUAUUUGUCUAGAAGACAAUCAGAUCUGUGACGAAGGUGUACGAUUUCUAGCUGAAGCUUUAAAAAAUCAUACGACACUUGUAUCACUUCACCUUGGAAGCAAUAAAAUCGGAAUCAACGGAAUAGAAUAUCUAAGCAAUGUAUUACGAAACAACACGAAAAUUCGUCAUAUUUAUCUAGAAAAUAAUGAAAUAGCCGAUGAAGGUGUACGGUUUCUUGCUGAAGCUUUAGCCAAUAAUGAAAAGUUAAAUAUACUCGAUCUCAGAUAUAAUAAGAUUGGAGACCAAGGAGCUCUUUGCGUGGGAGAAGCUUUACGAGAGCACAUGGCAUUAAGAGUAUUAAAUCUUAGUUCCAAUGAAAUCAGUGCAGCAGCUGCGGAUCAUUUCUAUCAAUUUUUUCAAAAUAAAAAUAAAACCAUCGAAUUAGAUCUUCGAUCUAAUCAAAUUGGAGAUAAAGGAGCCAAAUACAUUGCUGAUGCUUUACAAAAUAAUACUACUCUUAUGCAACUUGAUCUAAGAUCAAAUAAUAUUGAAGACAAGGGAGUAGAAGAUCUCUUCGAUGCUUUGAAAAAUAAUAAAACUUUGAAGAAGCUUCGUCUUACUGGCAAUCGAGAUGGUCGUUUUAUUGCCCUUGAAACAGCUGUUUGCAUUAGAAGUCAGAAGAAUUUCAAGCAACUGCUAUUGUCAUCAAAUCGAAUUGGGAACAAUGGAGUUCGAUAUCUGACCGAAGCAUUACGACAUAACUCGAUUAUUUCGACAAUUGAUCUGUCAGGCAAUCAAAUCGAUGAUAAAGGAUUACACUAUUUGACUGAUUUCUUAAAAAACAAUACGUCUGUUCAUAUAUUAAAAUUAAAUAUAAAUUCUAUUACCAAUAUGGGAGCAACAUAUAUAGCAGAAAUGUUGAAUGGCAACAAGACAAUUACUGUACUCGAACUCAAUUCAAAUAAAAUUCAGGAUAAGGGAAUAGAAAAUCUUGCUGAUGUUAUUAUAAAAAAUAAAACACUUAAAACACUAAGUUUAACGAAAAAUCCAAGUGUUUUAGCUGUAGCAUUAGAGAAAUUUGUAGACCUACAACAAAAUAAGACUAUUACUGGAUUAGAACUCUGUAACUGCAAUAUUGGAGAGGAAGGGAUGAAAUAUAUUGCUGAUGCAUUGAAUUAUAAUAAGGCAUUAAUUGAAAUCAAUCUUGAGGGCAAUCAGAUUGGAAAUACAGGAGCUCAAUAUCUAGCUGAUGUCUUAGAACACUAUCCAACUCUCGUUCGACUGAACCUUGAAGACAAUGGAAUCGAUGGUCAAGGAGCUCAAUAUUUAGCGAAUGUUUUAGAAACUAUUUUAGUACUUAAAGAAUUAAAUCUUACUAAGAAUAUAAUUGGAGAACAAGGAGCGAAAUAUCUUGCCGAUGCACUGACUACGUCAAAGACAUUAAUCAGAUUGGAUCUUGCCGAUAAUCGAAUUGGAAAGGAAGGAGCACUGUAUUUGACUAAAGCAAUAGAACAUAAUCAAACUCUCACUUCACUUUCACUUGAAAAUAACUGUAUUGGAAACCAAGGAGCCCAAUAUUUAGCUCAUGCUUUAGAAACCAAUAUAGUACUUACCAGUUUCGAUCUCGGAAAAAAUCAGAUUGGAAAUGAAGGAGCAAAUUGUUUCUUCAAUGCACUCAAAAAGAACACGAAUCUGAAAAAUCUACAUCUGAAUGAUGAUAAAAUUACUGAUGGUAAAACUGUUUCAGCUAUACUGAGAUUGUUGGAUUGUACCAACGACUGUCUUUGGCUCGACUUUUAUAGAAUGGAAGACAAUUUAAUCGAAUUGUUGUCAUCUGUUUUACAAAGAAAUAAAACCAUUAAACAUAUCUCUCUUAUCACAAAUAAAAUAGGUGAUAGAGGUGCACAAGUUUUAGCUUCAUUAAUAAAAGAUUCUAAGAUGCUCAUCAGCUUAGAUCUUAGAUCAAAUCUUAUUGGAGAUCAAGGAGCUGGUUAUCUAGCCGAUGCUUUGAUGAAUAAUACAACACUGACUAAACUUAAACUUCGUGGAAAUGAAAUCGGACCGUCGGGCACAAAAUAUUUGAUAGAUGCUCAACAAAAUCGAACAACACCUAUUCAACUAGAACUUAACGGUACGCUGAAAUUGCAAUGUCCAUGGGGGCAUCGUCUUGAACUAUGGAAUUCGAGUAUGCGUAAGGAAAUGUCUGAGAAAAAGUUUAAACGUCGACGUGCAUCAGUGAAAAUUGAAUGUGACAUAUGUUCGAAAAAUUCUCAUCUUUCAUGGUAUUGCCCUUGUUCAAUGAAAGGAUUCGACAUUUGUGAAGAAUGUGCAAAGAGAAACGAUUAA